UGAGACAAGAGUCCAUGAUGAUAAACUGGAAUUAACUGUAAAUAGCCACUAUGGAAAAAUUAAGAUUGUCGAUUGGGAUGCAAUGCAGUAUAAGGAAUCUGAAGAACCAAAUAUGAGUGGUUUUCUGUGGAUAUCAGAAAACAAUGGAAACACUACUAGACGUGAUAGUUGGAGUACAAGUGAUAUUAGAGAUC
Messenger RNA from Entrophospora candida, 194 nucleotides. The record is from the annotation of a GenBank genome assembly. Lineage: Eukaryota; Fungi; Glomeromycota; Glomeromycetes; Entrophosporales; Entrophosporaceae.